AUGCCCGAAAUAACCCGAGGCAAACAGGGUCUAAGGAGUCCUCAAGAGAGCGUUCAUGACCUCAGUCCUAUUGAAAGCUUUCGGAUUCCUAGUAAGGAGGAGCUCCGAGAGUUACGGGAAGAACCAACUGAUCCUCAAGUUCAGCAAGAAAUAAUUAACAGCAUUGAAGAAGUAUAUUUUUCCAAUGAUUCCUUUGAUAUUGUGAAAUAUGAAUUAGAGAAGCUUCCUCCAGUACUUAGUCUUCAAGAACUGGAAGAGUAUAGAGACAAAUUGAAGCAACAGCAAGCUGCUGUAUCUAAGAAAGUUGCAGACUUGAUUCUUGAAAAGCAGCCUGCAUAUGUUAAGGAACUUGAACGUGUCACGUCGUUGCAGACUGGCCUUCAGUUAGCAGCUGUCAUUUGCACAAAUGGAAGAAGGCACUUAAAUAUUGCAAAGGAAGGCUUUACACAAGCUAGUUUGGGGCUUCUUGCAAAUCAAAGGAAACGACAGUUACUUAUUGGACUACUGAAGUCUCUGAGAACAAUAAAAACACUGCAAAGAACUGAUGUGCGUUUAAGUGAAAUGUUGGAGGAAGAAGACUAUCCAGGAGCUAUUCAGCUGUGCUUGGAAUGUCAGAAAGCAGCCAGCACUUUCAAACAUUACAGUUGUAUAAGUGAGUUGAAUUCAAAACUGCUUGACACUUUGGAACAAAUAGAGGAACAAUUGGAUGUAGCACUCUCCAAAAUAUGCAAGAACUUUGAUAUCAAUCAUUACACCAAGGUUCAACAAGCUUACAGAUUACUUGGAAAAACACAGACAGCAAUGGACCAGCUACAUAUGCACUUCACUCAAGCCAUUCACAACACUGUGUUUCAAGUAGUCCUUGGAUAUGUGGAGCUCUGUGCAGGAAACACAGACACCAAGUUUCAGAAGCUACAGUACAAAGAUCUGUGUACGCAUAUUACGUCAGACAGCUACAUUCCUUGCCUUGCUGAUCUCUGCAAAGCGCUCUGGGAAGUCAUGCUCAGCUAUUACCGAACGAUGCAGUGGCAUGAGAAGCAUGACCAAGAUGAGGCAGAAACUGCAUCUUCUGUUUCAGAUGGCAAUAAUGUGAUUGGAACGGAGGAGAACAGUUUUGACCGCAGCUAUGUAAAAAAGAAAUUGGAACAUGGGCUUUCACGAAUAUGGCAGGAUGUUCAACUGAAAGUGAAAACGUAUCUUCUGGGAACAGACCUGUCUAACUUCAAAUAUGAUGACUUCAUAUUUGUACUUGAUAUUAUCAGCAGGCUGAUGCAAGUUGGAGAAGAAUUUUGUGGCAGUAAGUCUGAAGUUUUGCAAGAAUCUAUCAGAAAACAAAGCGUUAACUAUUUUAAAACAUACCACAGAACCCGCCUUGAAGAAUUAAGAAUGUUUUUGGAGAAUGAAACCUGGGAACUUUGCCCUGUUAAAUCAAGCUUUAGUAUUUUGCAGCUUCAUGAGUUUAAGUUCAUGGAGCAGUCACGUUCCCCAUCUGUGUCACCUAGUAAGCAGCCUGCCUCAGCAGUUUCAACAACAGCAACGUUAUUUGAGCAGUACUGUAACGGAGGAAACCCAUUUGAAAUUCAGGCUGACAGCAAAGAUGAUGAGACAGAAGAUGUGCUUGCUUCCAAUGGGUAUGAAUCGGAUGAACAAGAAAAAAGCGCAUAUCAGGAGUAUGAUAGUGACAGUGAUGUUCCUGAAGAAUUGAAAAGAGAUUAUGUGGAUGAGCAGACAGGAGAUGCCCCUGUGAAGAGUGUUUCUCGAGAAACCCUGAAGAGCAGAAAGAGAUCGGAUUAUAAUCUCAAUAAAGUGAAUGCACCUAUCCUAACAAAUACUACGCUAAAUGUAAUAAGACUUGUUGGGAAAUACAUGCAGAUGAUGAAUAUUCUGAAACCGAUUGCAUUUGAUGUGAUCCACUUCAUGUCCCAGCUCUUUGAUUACUAUCUGUAUGCAGUCUAUACAUUUUUUGGCCGAAAUGACACGCCCAUACCGAGUUCCUCACUUUCUACUUCUAACAGAGAACAGCACAGUGCUAGGCAGUUUGAAUCAACAGGACUGGGCCUCAGUAGCAGCAGAUUACGGACCACACUGAACAGAAUCCAAGAGAGCCUGAUUGAUCUGGAGGUCUCUGCUGAUCCCGCUGGAAAUCUCACAGCUGCUGAAGAGAGAAAGGAGAAGGUGCCAAGCCCACAUCUCAGUCAUCUCGUGGUUUUGACAUCUGGCAAUUCGCUCUAUGGUUUGGCAGAGAGAGUGGUAGCCACAGAAUCCUUGGUAUUUUUGGCUGAGCAGUUCGAGUUUCUUCAGCCUCAUCUUGAUGCAGUGAUGCCAGCUGCCAAGAAACCUUUUCUUCAGCAGUUCUAUUCUCAGACUGUGUCAACUGCCAGUGAACUACGCAAACCAGUUUAUUGGAUUGUCGCUGCUAAAGCCAUUGAUUAUGAACAGAUGCUGCUUCUCAUGGCUAAUGUGAAAUGGGAUGUGAAGGAAAUCAUGUCACAGCACAAUAUAUAUGUAGAUGCUCUUUUAAAGGAAUUUGAAGAAUAUAACAGAAGGUUGAAUGAAGUGUCUAAGAGAGUCCGUAUUCCACUGCCAGUCUCAAAUAUUCUGUGGGAGCACUGCAUACGCUUGGCCAACAGAACUCUCGUAGAAGGUUAUGCCAAUGUUAAGAAGUGCAGCAAUGAAGGACGUGCCUUGAUGCAACUGGACUUUCAGCAAUUCUUAAUGAAACUAGAAAAGUUAACAGACAUUAGGCCUAUUCCAGAUAAAGAAUUUGUGGAGACCUACAUUAAAGCGUACUACCUAACAGAAAAUGACAUGGAACGCUGGAUCAAAGAACAUAGGGAAUAUUCCACUAAGCAGUUGACCAAUCUGGUGAAUGUUUGUCUGGGAUCCCACAUCAACAAAAAGGCAAGACAGAAGCUGCUAGCUGCUAUUGAUGACAUAGACAGACCUAAAAGAUAACUGGAGGAGGUUACUUUCCUUGUGGCUUGAACCCUUUUCUGUUAACAUGAGCAUGCAAACAUAUCUCUCAUGGACUAAAGAUAGCUUUCUCUUUAAAAAAAAAAAAAAAAGAAAAAAAAAGAAAAAAAAAGAAAAAAGAAAAAAAAAAAACCAACAUUGUGCAUGACCUUUCUUACCAGCAUUGGAGACACUCUGAUUUGGCAUAAUGUUCUAAAAUAUGACUUUUUAACCUAUAGAAUUUUUUUUCUGUUGUAUUUCUUGUUUCUUUUGUUACUUGCCCUUAGUAAAGGGUUGCUCUUCAUGUAUCAUUGGUGAGCUGUAUAUUUUGCAGAACUGUAUACUGUAAGUAAAUCAAAAUCAGAGAAACACAUUGACUUAAUAUAUAGUUGAUGCCCUUUUUAAUAAAAGGGCUACUUGAAAAUGUGAUGUUUUUUUCUUCCCUGCUUUCAUCGUUAGAAUUUGUGCUUUAUUAUUGAUCGACAUAAAGUGAAAGAAAAUGUACAAUAUCUUUGGAUGAUGAAUCUUGCAUGUGGGUUAAGAGUGCACUUCAGCUACGUAUUCUCAUGUUAAAGCCUCUCAUCUUCAUAUGUAUUUUAAAAUGUAUAUGUUUACUUCAGAAUUAAUUUAGUCAUAUCAAAAUAAUUGAGUUCAGAUUAUAAGCAGGUAAUAAAUACUGUACUCUAA
Molecule: messenger RNA, 3639 nt
Organism: Struthio camelus australis
Lineage: Eukaryota; Metazoa; Chordata; Aves; Struthioniformes; Struthionidae
Source: RefSeq, a predicted model, not a curated record